AGAUAUGCUGGGGCAAAUUCUUGCGGCACCGGAUCAUGGCUUCCUCCACCUCCGCUCGCAAUGAAUCCCAUUGUAACAACAGCAGGGUCCCACUUUGCACCAUCGCCGUGUCGGGGAAGGAUCCAUGAUCCAUUGUCACUUUCCCUGCUGCUUUAGCUGCUGCUUUUCUUGGUCUCCCCUUCCCUUUUUGUUCUCACAGUGGCUCCUGGCUUUAGGUGGUUGGGUGGUGGUGCCUCUUAGUGUGACCCGUAGAACAGGAGGGAUACGAUGAUGGGGAGGACAGCUAAAAGUCCCAAUGCCGGUCUCCUGCAGCUGCUGCUACUGCUCUUGUUUCUCGGUGCAGUUUCCCCAAAACACCAUGGAAAUCCUGCUAAUGAGAUUGUUGAAAUAAUUAAUGCCAACCGCACAUCCAACAAGUUACCAAUACUGAAUAACAAUCCUGGUCUGGGUUGCAUGGCCUUACAGUAUAUAAUGGAAUGUGGAGGAAACUGCAGUAGGAACAACACCUCAAGCUGUACACCCCCUGAGGUUGACAUUACCGAGGUCUUUGCUCCCAAUUGUGGUGUAGAGCUACCAACUAUCGACAUCAUAUCUGGUCGCCUAGUUGGAUGUAAUUGGAAUUAUCUUGACCCGUUGGAAGCAUAUGCUGCUGUCCUGGUUCCAGACAACAAGACACUCUCUAUUUUAUAUCAGAAGAAUCACACUGAAGUUGGGGUUGGACUUGGUAGAACAGGUAAUAAAAAGCCAUUCUUUUGGUGUAUCCUAUUCAGCAGCGGGCCAUCCAAUUCCACAUUUGUCGUUGAUAGUAAAGAAAUGGUCAAGCAGAAGCAUGGGUGCUUUAGCGGGAUUGGUAGCACCUGUAAUUCUAGUUCCAAACUUUCUUCUAUGUCUGGCUUAUCUAGUUGUCUUCUUCUUGUAUUUAUUUAUUUUUGUUCCUUGUGUUUUAACAUUUAAAAUAGUCAUCAAAGUGUGUUUACUGUUAAAAAAUGUUCAAUCAUGUUCCUUGAAAUUUUGUUCAA
This is a messenger RNA of Nymphaea colorata (pocket water lily), 1019 nucleotides long. RefSeq lists its product as uncharacterized. The coding region runs from base 268 to 954 and encodes 228 amino acids. The record is from RefSeq and is a predicted model, not a curated record. NCBI's taxonomy places the organism in Eukaryota, Viridiplantae, Streptophyta, Magnoliopsida, Nymphaeales, Nymphaeaceae. The transcript has 2 exons.